UAUGCACAUCACAUAUACAAACACAAGAGUCAGAAGAACAGGAGACGCACCGUUACGUUAUUAUUACUUUCUCAACACUUAAUGUGAAGUAAAUACGUGCAUGUCAGCGCGUGCAUGCGCUUGUGUUGGUUUUUGAAACGAAUAACGACUCGUUUUCUUGUUUUUUAACUUUGGGAUUUGAAGUGAAAAACGAAUGAAGUCCUUUGAAGAGGAUCAUCUCAAAUCCCUUGACCCUAUAAAGCAGUUUGGCGAGUGGUUUGAACAAGCUACCAAGUGCCCAGAAAUUGGCGAAGCCAAUGCCAUGUGCAUUGCAACAGCCACCAAAGACGGGAAGCCCUCUGCUAGAAUGGUACUGCUGAAAGGCUACAACAGUGAAGGUUUUCGCUUUUUCACAAACUUUGAAAGCCGUAAAGGUAAAGAACUGGAGAGCAAUCCUCAUGCCUGCCUCAUGUUCUACUGGGAACCACUGAAUAGACAGGUUCGUAUUGAAGGUACUGUAGAGAAAAUUCCACAUCAGAGCUCUGUCGAAUACUUCCACUCAAGACCUAAAAGCAGUCAGAUCGGUGCAGUGGUGAGCAGGCAGAGCAGUGUGAUACCCAACAGGCAGUACCUAAAUGAAAAGAAUGCAGAGUUGGAGGAGAAACACAAGGACUCAGAAGUUCCCAUGCCAGAUUAUUGGGGAGGCUACAUUGUCAGACCUUUCCUGAUCGAGUUCUGGCAGGGUCAGACCAACAGACUGCAUGAUCGUAUUGUCUUUACAAAGCCCAAGGAGGGAGAGACUGAACUUGGAGAAAUGAGACACCAGGCUGAGGGAGGCUGGGUGUAUUACCGGUUAGCACCAUAAUAGGAUGGAUGUAGUGAUUAAGGGUGUGUUCGAAAACCUAGUGCGCUCUCUACAUAAACAGCAUUUUAAGUCAUCCUACGUGCGCUCCCGAGAAGAAGGCUGUUUGAAAUCCUUGAUGCCUUAAUAUGCUCACUAGUAAGACGUCUUAAAAUUUCAACUGUAUUUUGACCCAAGAACGAGGGAGCAUCCGAUGCUGCCUUAGCAGUGAAGGCAAUCCCAGCAUUCAGUGCGGCACAACUUUUCUUUUUUUUUUUCUUUUUUGCAUUUUCUCCCCCUUUAGCGCGUCCAGUUGUCCAAUUUGCAUCGUGCCCUCCUCUCUGUCUAUGCCGAACCCCGUCCUGACCGAGGAGAUCGAAGCUAACCCACAUCCCCUCCGACACAUGAGCAGCAAGCCGGAUGCAUCUUUGCCACCCACACAUUGAUGAGUGUGGCGCCACCUAGCGUUGCAUGCAGAGAGACACACCCUAAGAGCACUCUUUCCUCAUCUCUGUGCAGGCACCUCCAAUCAGCCAGCAGAGGUCGUAAUCGCAUUCUGACAGAGAGAGACCCACAUCCGGCUCUUUGUCCCGCCCCCCAACUGAACAACCGGCCAAUCGUUGCUCAUACAGCCACUCAGCCUCGAGCCGGCAAGGCAGAGCUGGAUUCGAUACGACGUACUCGAAAUCCAGCUCUGGUUGCAGCGUGUGUUUUUACCUCUGCUCCACCUGAGCGGCUCGGCACAACUUUUCUCACAGAAAAAUUAAAACAUGGCGGACGGUGCGGAGAAACCGAAUUUUCAAUCGUAAAUAAAUUAUUAUUGAUUUUUAAUUUGUAUAAACUUGCACAAGUGUAUUUAUUUGCAAAUUCGGGCUUGUCAGCGAAUUUAACAAUUUUCGGUACACAGAGAUCGGAGAUGUUAGUUGACAUGCUAGCACGUUGUGCCACCUCAUCCAAUUGAUUGGUUUGAAUGGCAUGAGGCUAACUGUGGAAUCGCUGUCUAAGUAGCGCGUUUGAAUAACCUGCCUUAUAAGUCAAUGACUUAUUAGAAUCCUCUCUACUUAGGCAGCUGCCUACGUAGGCAGUAAGACAGCAAGGCAGCUCACUAGGUUUUUCGAACACACCCAUAAUCUUUAUUAAACCCUAACCGUUUCACCCUGGUGACAUGGACAUGGAAUAGUUGUAAUUCUGCCGUAGCUCUUAGUCAAUUUAAUGUGAUAAGGUGCAAAACAGAAUGAUGAUGAUUAAUGUUUCAAUUGUGAUUUGAAAUUUUCUGGUCAAAAGUGGUAGUUUAAUUUAAAUAAUCUUAGUUUUAGCCAAAUUGUUAUUCAGGUACCUACAACAUACUGAUGUUCUCUAAUGUUUGAGUAAAAUAUGUUUGUUGUUGUCACAUGGAUUAUGUACUGAUGCCGCUGCUACACCUCAGACAUCAUUACCUGUUUUAAAAACCAAAAACAUAAUACUGUUAUCAAUGUUUGUCAAAUAGAAACAUUCAUACAGACAGUCUUGUGAGUUGUCCACCAGAAUAAACCUGAAACCAGCAAGAAAAGAGAAAUGAGCCCCCUUGUAUUACAUUUUCAUUUAAACCCAUCACCUCCACCUAAUAAGAUGCCCUUGAUCUUUAUCAUUUAUUAAAGGUUUUUAUGUUGAAGGCCUAUUCGGUAAUGUAAUGAUGUACAACCCCAAAUCAGAAAAAGUUGGGACAGUAUGGAAAUUGCAGAUAAAAUAAAAAUGCAGUGUUCCUUA
Messenger RNA from Trichomycterus rosablanca, 2566 nucleotides. It is a transcript of the gene pnpo, whose product is annotated as pyridoxamine 5'-phosphate oxidase. The record is from RefSeq and is a predicted model, not a curated record. Gene Ontology annotation, biological process: pyridoxal 5'-phosphate biosynthetic process; pyridoxine biosynthetic process. Lineage: Eukaryota; Metazoa; Chordata; Actinopteri; Siluriformes; Trichomycteridae. Bases 194 to 844 code for a protein of 216 amino acids. Gene Ontology annotation, molecular function: pyridoxamine phosphate oxidase activity; FMN binding. The transcript has 7 exons.